AUGAUUCACGAAGCAGCAGCUGAUCAGGUCGCCUUUGCUGUUAAUCAACUAAAAAGGGUGCCAAAGGUAGCCUUUACAGUCCUUUUCUUCCUGGUUCUUUGGAGUUUCACGGUUACUCUUAACUAUCCUCCUUCAGACAUCCAGAAUUAUGAUAAUCCCACCGCAGAUUCUAUCCCAAACUCAAACUCUUCAAUGUUGUCAAGUCCGAAACUGGAUCAGAAAGAUUCUGAUUCUGCCCAAGGCCAAAGUCCGGCGACCCAAAGAGCUGGUGGUGAGGGUGAAAAAUCGGGAAGCAGCGCAGUUCUUCACCCACUUGAUUUGUCUUCAGGCGAAAACAGCCAGUAUGAAGUGUACAAGGAUUACAACUUCAACAUUUCCAUGGUUUCAUCUCCAUAUUUGUUAAGAUCAGAAAUGAGCAAUCCAGACGAUGAUGUAACCAGCACUUGCAGUUUGUAUCUUGACGAAUCUGUUGAAAGCUGGAGUACAAAACUAGAAAGCUAUGACUAUGUUAUCAUCUCAUCCUCACAAAGGUUCUUUUGGCUAUGCUGGUUAUACGAAAAUCGCACCCUCAUUGGCUGCACCGGCUGCAAACAAGGUAAUGUCUAUCAAUUCGAUGCCUAUUUUAGUUGCAAGAAGGCAUUUCGGACUGCUUUUAGAGCCAUUAGUGGUUUGAGAAACUAUAAGGACGUAACAUUUCUUAGGACCAUAACUCCAUCACACUUUGCAAGCGGGGAGUGGGACGAAGGUGGAGAUUGCCUGAGGAGGAAGAGGUCGUUUUAG
Oldenlandia corymbosa var. corymbosa is the source of this 780-nucleotide messenger RNA. Lineage: Eukaryota; Viridiplantae; Streptophyta; Magnoliopsida; Gentianales; Rubiaceae. The record is from the annotation of a GenBank genome assembly.